AUGGGUGUAUGGACAGCCCUGCUUCUGGCCUCGCAGCUGCUAUUAAAACUGAGCUUAAACGUAAAAGCCCAGGCUUUAGUCUAUGAUCUGCUCACCUCGCCUGAUUGCCUGCCAGACCUGCUGCAGGGGGGUCUGGCCGAGCAAGGGGUGCACGAGGCUUUCAUCCUAGCCUCCUUCAAGUUGCAGCCCAAGACCGGAACCAGUGUGUUUACCCUGUACAACCCCCAGGACAACAGCAAGUACUUUGAGUUCACCGUGAUGGGGAAGCUCAACAAAGCUGUGUUACGCUACAUGCGGAUUGACAAGAGGAUGAGCUCAGUAUCCUUCAACAACCUGGUGCUGGCAGAUGGCCAACAGCACCGACUGUUGUUCCACCUGAAGGGGAUGCAGCAGCAGGGGCCAGGCGGGGUGGAGCUGCAUCUGGACUGCAGGCUGGUGGAGAAGGUCGGGGAUCUCCCUGCUGCCUUCCAAGGUUUGCCAGCAGGCUACGGUACGGUGGACCUGAAGACCAUGCAAGCCAGGGAGCAGGAGAGUUUGGACGAGCUCAAGCUGGUGGUUGGGGACACAUUUGAAAAUGUUGCGUCACUACAAGACUGCCACUUCCAACAAAGAGACUCCGUCCAAACUCUGGGGGUCAACACGAAGCAGCUGUCCAAUCAAAUGCUGGAGUUAACCAAGGUGAUAAAUGACCUGAAAGACGUCCUCAUUCAGCAGGUCAAAGAGACCUCAUUCCUCAGAAACACCAUUUCAGAGUGUCAGGCUUGUGGUCUGGGUGGGACAGAGGUGGUGAAACCAAGGUGUACCCCAGGGGUCUGUUUCCGUAACGAUAUGUGUGUAGAGACAGCGGAUGGUGUCGAGUGUGGACAGUGUCCUGACGGCUACACUGGAGAUGGUUUCAACUGUGAUGAUGUGGACGAGUGCCAGUUUAACCCCUGCUUCCCUGGAGUGAAGUGUGUGAACACCGCCCCGGGCUUCCGCUGUGACGCCUGUCCGCUGGGCUACACCGGCCUGGCAGUGGAGGGUGUCGGCAUCGUGUAUGCCCAGACCAACAAACAGGUCUGUGACGACGUUGACGAAUGUAAAGAGCCCAACAACGGAGGCUGCGCCGCGAACUCCGUCUGUCACAACUCUGUGGGCUCUUAUCACUGCGGCAGCUGUAAGACAGGUUUCACAGGAGACCAAGUGAAGGGCUGUAAGCCAGAGAUCAGCUGCGGAAACAGCCUGACCAACCCAUGCGAUGUCAACGCCCAGUGUAUUGCAGAGAGGGACGGGUCAAUCCAUUGUCAGUGUGGAAUUGGCUGGGCCGGAAACGGAUUCCUGUGUGGGAAGGAUACCGACAUUGACGGAUACCCAGAUGACAAACUCAAAUGCAAAGAUGUGUUCUGUAAAAAGGAUAACUGCAUCUUCGUUCCCAACUCCGGUCAAGAGGAUGCAGACAGGGAUGGUUACGGAGACGCCUGUGACGACGAUGCCGAUGGUGACGGUAUACCAAACGAGCAGGACAACUGCCGGUUGAAGGCCAACCUGGACCAGAGGAACAGCGAUAAGGACAGCCACGGCGACGCCUGUGAUAACUGUCGCACGGUGGAGAACCCGGACCAAUGGGACACCGACAGCGACGGCAAAGGAGACGCCUGCGAUGAUGACAUGGACGGAGACGGCCUGAAGAACUUCCUGGACAAUUGCCAGCGUGUCCAGAACAGAGACCAGCUGGACCGGGACGGAGACGGAGUGGGAGACGCCUGUGACAGCUGCCCCGACACCCCCAACCCGAACCAGUCCGAUAUUGACAACGACCUGGUUGGAGACUCCUGUGACACAAACCAAGACAGUGAUGGCGACGGUCACCAGGAUACCAAGGAUAAUUGCCCAUUCGUGAUAAAUAGCUCCCAGCUGGACAGUGACAAAGACGGGCUUGGUGACGAGUGUGACGAUGAUGAUGACAAUGAUGGGAUCCCUGACAGUUUACCACCGGGACCGGACAACUGCCGGCUGGUACCAAAUCCUGACCAGAUUGACGACAACGGUGAUGGCGUUGGAGACGUGUGUGAGUCUGACUUCGACCAGGACAAAGUGAUCGACAGGAUUGACAACUGUCCCGAGAAUGCUGAGGUCACCUUGACUGACUUCAGGGCCUAUCAGACGGUGGUGCUGGACCCUGAGGGCGACGCCCAGAUUGACCCCAACUGGGUUGUUUUGAACCAGGGAAUGGAAAUUGUCCAGACCAUGAAUAGUGACCCAGGACUUGCUGUUGGUUACACUGCUUUCAGUGGAGUGGACUUUGAAGGAACCUUUCACGUAAAUACAGUGACCGACGACGACUACGCCGGCUUCAUCUUUGGCUACCAGGACUCGUCCUCCUUCUACGUGGUGAUGUGGAAGCAGACCGAACAGACCUACUGGCAGGCGACGCCCUUCAGAGCUGUGGCUGAGCCCGGCAUCCAACUUAAGGCUGUGAAGUCUAGAUCGGGCCCCGGGGAGCACCUGAGAAACUCGCUGUGGCACACGGGAGACACCAACGAUCAGGUGCGUCUGCUGUGGAAGGACCCCAGAAACGUAGGCUGGAAGGACAAGGUGUCCUACCGUUGGUACCUGCAGCACCGCCCACAGGUUGGAUACAUCAGGGCGCGGUUUUAUGAAGGAACCGAGCUGGUUGCAGACUCUGGUGUGACAAUUGACACGACCAUGCGAGGAGGACGACUCGGUGUGUUCUGUUUCUCUCAAGAAAACAUCAUCUGGUCCAAUUUAAAAUACCGCUGCAAUGACACCAUCCCAGAGGAUUUCCAGGAGUUCAGCACUCAGCACGAACGUGACUCACUCUGAAGUCGAGACAAAAACAAGACGCCAGUUCUCUAAAGACUUCUGUGUGUGAAUGUGUGAGUUUGACGUGUGCGUGUGUGUGUGUGUUUCUGUAUCCGUCUGUGUAUUAAUAUGUACAGUUUCAGUGCAUCUAUGACCACAAUCACCGUACUGUAUGUGCAUAUUAUCAUGCCUCUUUCCGUUACGCAAUUUUUACUGUUUGAUUAUCUCUUAAAGAAUCCAGUUGAGCUCGUUAUUCUGAAGAUUAUAAGUUAUAAUGAUUUUUACUGAAAAUGAUACUAUGUGAUAUGACAUAAAAACAACAAAAUCAUGUAACAUAGAAUAACAAAAUGCAAAAUAACAUAUGGUCGAUAAUGGAAAGUUUUCAUAUAUUUUCAAAUUAAAGGGAACAUUUUUAUAAAAAAAAUAACUGUAUUUUGCUCCAACACAGGAGAUUUUUAGCUUAUGUGUAGCAUGAUAAACAUGUUCAAACAACUGCAAGGAAUGGUAUCACUUUUGAACAACUUCAUACUGAUGUUACAUUUUGAUCGUAAACUAAUUUUAUUGGUUUACCAGAGUGGUAUUUCUACUACUUUGUUUGUGGAGAGGAGACCAAGUUUUGUACGACUGAAAUGUCAGACUGUGCCUUGCCUCACUUACUGUAGAAGAUUAACUUAAAGCUCAGUGUAACCAUGUUUUC
Molecule: messenger RNA, 3499 nt
Organism: Anoplopoma fimbria (sablefish)
Lineage: Eukaryota; Metazoa; Chordata; Actinopteri; Perciformes; Anoplopomatidae
Gene: thbs4b
Product: thrombospondin 4b
Exons: 22
Coding region: 1-2823 (940 amino acids)
Biological process (GO): cell adhesion
Cellular component (GO): extracellular region
Molecular function (GO): calcium ion binding
Source: RefSeq, a predicted model, not a curated record